GGUUUAACCCUCUUGUGCAUCUGUUUAAACAACGGCGAGACAGCCGCGGUCUCAUUUCGAAGCCAUGGAGAAGACGCUCAAGGACAUGAACGAAGCGCUCGCGAGCUGCAUGACGCUCGUGAUCCCGCCGAUCGAGUACCCGCCGCAGAUGCGGCCGAACCCGGUGCAGCACGACUCGACCGACAUGGCGGAUCUGAACGAGCACAUGGCCCACUUCUUCUUCCAGGCCAAGAAGCUCGAGUUGCAGCUCCUCGCGCUCGACGAGCCGGGCCGGCCCACGACAGCGCACGAGCUCGAGGCCGAGAUCCAGUCGCUUGAGGCCGAGCUCAGCGACAAGAACGACCUCAUCGACAAGUACUCGGACGUCAUUCGCGGCUGGGAAGGCAAGUUCAAGCGCCUCGACUCGAAAAUGAACGCAUCGUAAGCACGCGUACUGUAUUCUGCUCGUUUCACUUCGUACUACGUCUUCUCUUGCGCCAUGGGCAGACGCUUGCUAUCGCGAUCUAUGAUCGGCAGGAGCUGUCCAGGACAAUCUCGCCAACGUCGACACCAUGCACAUCAGCUUUG
Messenger RNA from Saprolegnia diclina VS20, 567 nucleotides. RefSeq lists its product as hypothetical. The transcript has a single exon. The coding region runs from base 65 to 424 and encodes 119 amino acids. Lineage: Eukaryota; Oomycota; Saprolegniomycetes; Saprolegniales; Saprolegniaceae. The record is from RefSeq and is a predicted model, not a curated record.